AUGACGAAGACGCGCGGCCGCGCCACGGAAACGAUGGACAAGACCAGUGGCAACAUGACCAAGUGGAUGGAGAUGGAGGCCCGUAUCGAAGAGAAUGUCAAGGCUGCCGACAACAUAGUGACGCUGGAUGUGGGCGGUACGAUCUUCAAGACGUCGAAAGACACGCUGUUGAGUGUAGAGGGCAGCUAUUUUCACGCGCUGCUCGGGUCUGGUCUGUGGGAACCGACCAGCACAGGUUCCUACUUUCUCGACCUGGACCCACACCUCUUUCGCCGUGUUUUUGUGUAUUUGCGCACGGGCAAGCUAUCGUGGAAUCGCUUGUCGUACGUCGAGCUCAAAGAACUGAACGCGAUGAUGGACUACUUGAAGCUGAGCGACAGGGGCGCCCCCACGCACCCCCUUCGAUGGAAUGCUGAUGUCCGCGCACCGGGCAUUGCCGUGUCGACAGAUCUGCGAACAAUUGAGCGUUUGGCGUCGCAAGUUGAAGGUUGGUGCAUUGCCGAUCGAGAGCUCACGGAUUGCUUGCGCCUUCGCGUGGAUGCUGCGCCCGGCCUAGUUGCCAUCGCCCUGGGCUCGACGGCGCAUGUUGAUAUGCGGACAUGGUCCCCGACAAGCCAAAGCAUGUGCUGCUUCUUGACAAGCGGUGAAUUUUACGUCCGCGGCGUCGCGAUCCCGACGACACUGUCCAAAGUCCUUGCCAGCGCCAUCGUGACCGUGCGUCGCGGUCUGUCCCAUGUUGAGUUUGCCGUGAACAACGGUCAGCCGUUCAAUGUGGCCCUGGACGAUCCGUUUGAGGAUUUGUGUCCAAUGGUCACGUUGAAAAAUGCGGGAUGCGUUUUGACAAUUCUCGAUUAG
This is a messenger RNA of Aphanomyces invadans, 855 nucleotides long. RefSeq lists its product as hypothetical. Gene Ontology annotation, biological process: protein homooligomerization. The record is from RefSeq and is a predicted model, not a curated record. Gene Ontology annotation, molecular function: protein binding. The coding region runs from base 1 to 855 and encodes 284 amino acids. The transcript has a single exon. Lineage: Eukaryota; Oomycota; Saprolegniomycetes; Saprolegniales; Verrucalvaceae.